AAACAAACACGUUCGAAUCGCGCACCGGUAAACAACGCAAUCCCGACCGCGAAGAUGAGUACCUUCCCGGGCACGGUGCCGGAGCUGCCCGGUAUCGGGAUCGAUCGGUUCGAUCAGCCGGUCCGGGAUCGGGCCACACUCUUCUUCCUGUCCCAUUGCCACGUGGAUCACAUGCAGGGCCUGCCGGACGCGGCGCCACUGCCCGGUCCGCUCUACGUCAGUCCGCACACGGCCGUCAUUGUCGGCCUCCGGCACCCGCAGCACACGCUCGUCCCGGUGCCGGUCCGGGAGCAGCUGAACCUCACCGUACGAUCGCCGGCCGGACCGGCCUACGAGCUCUGCGUCCGGACCGUGCCCGCCGAGCACUGUCCCGGCUCGGUGAUGUUCUACUUCGAAACGAAAACGGUCCGGUUGCUGUACACGGGCGACUUUCGCCUGUCGUCCGCCAGCCUGACCGCGAUCGCCCGGUACCGGGUGCGGCCGACCAUCGUUUACCUCGACAGCACCUUUCUCGACCGGCGGUACGCGUACUUUCCACCGCGGCAGGCCAGCAUGGACCGGAUAGUGGAGCUGUGCUCGCGCUGGCUGGCGCACGACCGGCGCAACGUUGUCGCACUAUGGCCACCUGCAUCGUACGGCUCGGAGGAGCUGUUCUGUCAACUGGCGGACCGGCUGCACCAGCGGAUACACGUGUACGCUGCCCAGCGCGAACCGUACAACCAUUUCGCGGCGCUCGAUGAGGUCUUCACGGACGAUGCGGCCGGUGCGCGGAUACACGCUUGUCGGGGGAAAACGCUACAGCACGAGAGGGCGUGUCGGGCGGCGAAGCCGGAGGAGAAACAUCCCGACUUUGUGAUGACGAUCCGCCCGACCGCGCGCCGCUGGUGCAACCUGCGCCCAGGGGAACCGUUCUGGCAGCAGGGCAGUGGCAAUCUCUGGUACGUGUGCUACUCCUCCCAUGCCAGCAGCACGGAGCUGGUGGAAUUCCUGCGCAGCCUGCAGCCGGACGUGCGAGACAUUCGCUUCAGCGUGGUGGCGGACGAGCUGGAUCGAGUCGGGAAGGAAACGUUGCUGCGCUCGCUGCUGGAACCGGCUGGCAACGAGCUGGUGCCGCCCGGGGAAGAACCGCAGCGGCUGCACUGCCUGCCGCUGGGUGCCUUUAAAGCCAAAGCCAAGCUCAAACAGGCGGCCUGCAAAGAAAGCGACAGUGAGACGGAGGACGAUGAGUUACACCGACGGCCGAUGAAAAUGGCUCGGCGAACCGGUUCGGAUUGAGAUGGUAGAUGGUAGAUAGGUUAUAGGUUAAUGAUUGUUUUAUAUAACUAAGUAAUGUUUUAUAAAAUUAGAAUAAAUGCCAAUUCCAUUCCGCCUUUCAACUUGCUCUGCUUGCAAUCAUUUCGAGGUGUGGUUGUUGUGUGAAGUUUACGACUGUUCCGAGUGCCUAUAGCCAUCUCGAAGAGUGCCCACAACUCAUACGAUCUAGACCAGCGGUUUUCAAGGGGGGAAUUUCGACUUUCUUGGGGGGGGAAUUUUCGAUCAAAAAUUCACAAAGUUCAAUGGGCCAUAACUAGAAUUUUUAUAUUUUUAAAAGUAAGAAUCAUUUAAGCAAUACGGCAGAAGCGCGUUCUUUCUGAUUAAAAAAGAAGAAGUAAGAAUCGACAAAAAAAUGAUUAUUCGUCCAAUAAUUUGCUGUAGUUUCCAGAAAGUUCAACUUAGUACAGUUUGUUGAAACUUUAAUUUGCUGUGGAAUAACUCCCAAUUAAAUCCAAAAUAAGCUUAUAAAGUUGCAAAAGGAGUUUCUGCAGAAAUGUAGCAAUGCAGAAAUGUGCUUAAAGAAUUAUAUGCUAAGAUUUUCAGGUUCCGAUCAGCGAUUCGUUGCAUAAUGUUGAGAAAACGGCUUUGCCAACUUAAGACCAACGCAAGACAAUAGAUCCAAAAUGACAUGUGAUGUUGGGAAGAAUGAAAAUACUCCUAUUAACCCUCUAAUUGGGGGAAAAAACCCACAUGGGGUGGAAAAGCUGCAAAAAGGAUGAAAACCACUAUUCUGGA
Molecule: messenger RNA, 2049 nt
Organism: Anopheles coluzzii
Lineage: Eukaryota; Metazoa; Arthropoda; Insecta; Diptera; Culicidae
Product: protein artemis-like
Exons: 1
Coding region: 55-1275 (406 amino acids)
Biological process (GO): protection from non-homologous end joining at telomere; interstrand cross-link repair; double-strand break repair via nonhomologous end joining
Molecular function (GO): 5'-3' DNA exonuclease activity; damaged DNA binding
Source: RefSeq, a predicted model, not a curated record